This is a messenger RNA of Symbiodinium sp. CCMP2456, 2625 nucleotides long. Lineage: Eukaryota; Dinophyceae; Suessiales; Symbiodiniaceae. The record is from the annotation of a GenBank genome assembly.
AUGGCCGACGCCCCCGCCAAGACGCCCGCCCCUCAGCAGCCCGCCCCGCGCAAGCGGAAGGCCGGCGAGCCGAUCGAUCCGUCGCGCAUCCGCAACUUCUCGAUCGUCGCCCACAUCGACCACGGCAAGAGCACCCUCGCCGAUCGGCUGCUCGAAGUGACCGGCACCGUCUCGAAGCGCGAGAUGAAAGAGCAGCUGCUCGACGACAUGGACCUCGAGCGCGAGCGCGGCAUCACGAUCAAGUCGCACGCCGUCUCGAUGAAAGUCAUUCAUGGCGGCGAGGAGUACGAGCUCAACCUGAUCGACACGCCCGGCCACGUCGACUUCCAGUACGAGGUGUCGCGGUCGCUGACGUGUUGCGAGGGCGCGCUGCUGCUGGUCGACGCCUUCCAAGGGGUCGAGGCGCAGACGGUCGCCAACGCUUACAAGGCGAUCGAGCACGACCUCGAGAUCAUCCCGAUCCUCAACAAGAUCGACCUCACCUACGCCCGCCCCGACGAGGUGAAGGAAGAGAUCGAGACCACCCUCGGCCUCGACGCCAGCGAGGCGAUCGGCUGCAGCGCCAAGACGGGCCAGAACUGCGACGCCGUGAUCGACGCCAUCAUCGAUCGCAUCCCCGCGCCCAAGGGGAGCAACUCGGCGCCCCUCCAGGCGAUGGUCUUCGACAGCGUCUACGACGAGUACCGCGGCGCCAUCAUCUACCUGCGGGUGAUGAACGGCGUCGUCCGCGCCGGCGACCGCAUCAAGUUCCUCCAGGCCGGCACCGAGCACGACGUGCUCGAGGUCGGGCAGCUCACGCCGAAGCGCACGCAGCGCGACUACCUGUCCACGGGGCAGGUCGGCUACAUGAUCUGCAACAUCAAGUCGCUCGGCCACGUCCACAUCGGCGACACCGUCACCACCGCCCGCGGCGAGCAGGCCGAGCCCCUGCCCGGCUACGACGAGCCGAAGCGGAUGGUGUUCUGCGGCCUCUACCCGAGCGACGGGCACGACUUCGAGAACCUACGCGAAGCGCUCAGCAAGCUGCAGGUCAACGACCCCAGCUUCGUGUUCGAGCCGGAGACCUCCGACGCGCUGGGCUUCGGCUUCCGCUGCGGUUUCCUUGGCCUGUUGCACAUGGAGAUCGUCCAGCAGCGGCUCGAGCAAGAGUCCGACAUGGACCUCGUGCAGACCGCGCCGAACGUCACCUACAAGAUCCAGACCAACGACGGCCAGUGGGACGAAGUCCACACGCCGACGCGCGUCCCCGACGCGGGCAAUAUCAAGGAGUUCCAGCAGCCGGUUGUGCGGGUGAACUUCGUGAUGCCGGCCGAGUACAUCGGCGGCGUGAUGAAGCUUUGCGCCGACCGCCGCGGCGAGUUCAUCCGCCAAGAGUACCUGUCGCCGCAGCGCUCGAUGCUCGUCUACGACAUCGCGCUGGCGGAAGUCGUAUACGACAUGCACGACCGCCUGAAGAGCAUCACCCGCGGCUACGGGACGAUGGACUACGAGAUGAAGGGGUACGAGGCGGGCGACCUCGUGCGGCUCGACAUCCUCGUGAAGGGCGAGCGCGUCGACGCCCUCUCGAUCAUCUGCGACAAGCGCGACGCCGACCCGCGCGGCCGGGCCGUCAUCAAGAAGCUCAAGGAAGAGAUCCCGCGGCACAUGUUCGAGGUCCCGCUGCAAGCGGCGAUCGGCACGCGCAUCGUCGCGCGCGAGACGAUCAGCGCGAUGAGCAAGAACGUCACGGCCAAGUGCUACGGCGGCGACAUUAGCCGGAAGAAGAAGCUGUGGGCGAAGCAGAAGGAAGGCAAGAAGCGGAUGAAGUCGAUCGGCAACGUCGACAUCCCGCAGAAGGCGUUCCUGGCGGUGCUGGAGACAGGUGCGAUAAAGCGCCAGCGGAAUGGCGCGCCUUCACGGCGUCGAUCGGGGGGCGUUCUGCCCGCCGAGGGAAACUGGGGAGGGGCGGGCAUCGGGCGGUCGAAUUUCCGAUCGAUCAAUGAGUUCGGCGACGCGGUUUUCGAUCGGUAUCAGCAGUUCUACGAUCAGGGCUUCUCAAUUGCCCAGCGACGUGUCGCGGCUGGUCGGUUGGCGAACAACGCCCGUGACAUUGGAAGCGCGACGGACCGGUACGCUCGUCUGCAGCUACGCCGAUGGCUCGCCAACGAAGGAAUCGACGAGGGAGCAGGCGGCAUCAUUCAGGUGAACCGCUGGCUGCGUGAUCCAACCGCGGGGAGCAGUUCCUACCGCAUCCCGGAUGUCCGGAUACCUGGGGCCAACGUUUCGCUCGACGGGACGAUUGGCUGGAAGUCGGCGACGACGCCUCAGAUUCGCGACUUCCGGCUUUUCUCCGGUGGUGAUAACGACCUCCACGGGUUUAAAGACUUUGUGGGAUUUGUGAUUCUAUGCGCACCGGACGAGUUUCCGAGCGAUGACUGGCUGCAACCCGAAGAGCAGAUGAACGUCGAACGCGCGUUCGUCGGUCUGCGCUAUGGGCUAGAUGUCACAGCAAAGGAGAAGGGCGAGAGUGAGGUUGUUGCCACUUGCCGGCAGUUGGUCAAGGAAGCGUACGCCGAAUACCAAUCGGGGCGCGCUGUCGAAGGCCAACAGAAGCUUGAAGAGAUGGACGGACUACUUAGCAGGUAG